This is a messenger RNA of Salvelinus namaycush (lake trout), 9428 nucleotides long. Its product is annotated as unconventional myosin-IXb-like. NCBI's taxonomy places the organism in Eukaryota, Metazoa, Chordata, Actinopteri, Salmoniformes, Salmonidae. Gene Ontology annotation, cellular component: myosin complex. The record is from RefSeq and is a predicted model, not a curated record. Gene Ontology annotation, biological process: intracellular signal transduction. The coding region runs from base 656 to 6826 and encodes 2056 amino acids. Gene Ontology annotation, molecular function: protein binding; GTPase activator activity; ATP binding. The transcript has 40 exons.
GAGGGAAUGGAUUUAGAAUUCCCUUGAUGGUAGUGUAAAUUGCUUGAUUCAAAUAGUUGAAGGAUCUUUCAAAUCCACUUAUUUAAAAAAAUAAAAAAAAAAAAAUAAAAAAAAAUAUGAACCACUUUUUCAAUUGCCUGCCUAAUGUGCUGUGAUGCAAGUCACAUGUCCACUCUUCAACUGCUUAGUCCAAGACACACAUACGUUUGGAGUUUAUACACACUCAAAAUGCUCAAAUCCAAGCUUUCCCUGUGGGCUGUGAGUCUUUCGUUUAAAACCAACCCAUUUGUUAGCAUUUUGAAACACCGGCAAUAUGCCAUUGUGGCAAACUGUUUAGACCUUUUGCGAGGCUGCAAUGGGAAACUUCCACAAUCUGGAAUAGCUCAAUGUCUUUCAUUUAGCCUAAAUUAAACUAUUUUCUUAAUUGAAGACUUUAUCCCACACAGGGUCGUUUGGCACUUUUAGCGUAGAUGUGGCUAUCCGUUUGCACCACAGCUCUUGUUGCUUUGUCAACUUCAGUUGUUUUUCACCAUAUGAGCUUCAAUGUAAAACUGUCUCUGAAAACAAUUGUCUUCCUGUGCUCCCCAGGUGCUGGGUGGUGAGAGAACAGAAGGCAGUGAGGACGGCAUGCUGAGGCGACUACACCUGCUCCAGAAUGAGUGUCAAUGAUGGCGAAGGCGGAGCAGCUAGCAAAGAUGGGCGGGCCUACAGCCUGCAGGUUUACCCACGGCUCUCAGCAGACUGCCCACCUUGCUGUUCCCUCAAGGUGCCCAAGGAGGCCACGGCUGCCUCUGUCAUCCAGGACGCAGCCUCGGCCCUGGGUGUGGACCCGCAGCGCCUCUACGUGCUGGCCGAGGUGAAGGAGUGCGGCGGGGAGGAGUGGGUGCUGGAGUCGGGGGACCUCCCCGUCCAGAGGGUCCUGCUGUGGCCUCGCAAGGCCCAGGAACAGCACCCCCAGAGCGAGGGCUUCUACUUCGUCCUCCAGGAGAGGAACCGCGACGGCACCAUCCACUACGUCCACCUUCCCGCCCUCUGCAAGGAGCAGGAGGCACAGAGGUUGGCGGCCAGAGGAUUCCUCCCCCCGCGCCAGGACGACUUUGAUGACCUGUGUAACCUCCCGGUGCUCAAUGAGAGCAGCAUCCUGGAUAACCUGCGCAACCGCUUCCACAAGAAAAAGAUUUACACCUACGCCGGGUCUAUCCUCAUUGCCAUCAACCCCUUCAAGUUCCUACCCAUCUACAACCCCAAGUACGUCAAGAUGUAUGAGAACCAUCAGCUGGGGAAACUGGAGCCGCACAUCUUUGCCAUCGCGGACGUGGCCUACUACGCCAUGCUAAGAAAGAGGGUAAACCAGUGCAUCGUUAUCUCUGGGGAGAGCGGCUCAGGGAAGACGCAGAGCACCAACUUCCUCAUCCACUGUCUGACGGCCCUCAGCCAGAAGGGCUACGCCAGUGGAGUGGAGAGGACCAUCCUGGGUGCUGGGCCUGUGCUGGAGGCGUUUGGGAAUGCCAAGACGGCCCACAACAACAACUCCAGCCGCUUUGGGAAGUUCAUCCAGGUCAACUACUUGGAGAGCGGGGUGGUGAGAGGGGCAAUCGUGGAGAAAUAUCUCCUGGAGAAGUCUCGUCUGGUCUCCAGAGAAAAGAAUGAGAGGAACUACCAUGUGUUUUACUAUCUGCUGGUGGGAGCGUCAGAGGAGGAGCGCAAGGAGUUCAAACUGCUGCAGCCUGAAGAUUACCUCUACCUCAAGCAGCAAAACUUUAAGAUCGAAGAUGAGGAAGACCUGCGUCAUGAUUUUGAGAGGCUGCAGCAGGCCAUGGAGAUGGUGGGCUUCCUGUCUGCCACUAAGAAACAGAUCUUCUCUGUGCUGUCGGCCAUCUUGUACCUGGGCAACGUGACGUACAUGAAGACGUCUACAGGCCGAGACGAGGGACUGGACGUGGGACCACCCGAAGUCCUGGCUACCCUCUCAGACCUGCUCAAGGUGGAAGAGGAGUUGCUGGUCGAGGCACUAACUAAGAGGAAAACGGUGACAGUCAAUGACAAGCUGAUUCUGCCCUACAGCCACAGUGAGGCCAUCACUGCGAGAGACUCCAUGGCCAAGUCUCUGUACAGUGCACUGUUCAACUGGAUUGUCCUGCGCAUCAAUCAUGCACUGCUCAACAAGAAAGACAUGGAGGAAUCUGUCCCUUGUUUGUCAAUAGGAGUCCUGGACAUAUUUGGCUUUGAGGACUUUGAGACCAACAGCUUUGAGCAGUUCUGUAUCAACUAUGCAAACGAGCAGCUUCAGUAUUACUUCAACCAGCAUAUCUUCAAACUUGAGCAGGAGGAGUACCAGGCGGAGGGCAUCACCUGGCACAACAUAGACUACACUGACAACGUGGGCUGCAUCCACCUCAUCAGCAAGAAGCCCACUGGUCUCCUUUACCUACUGGACGAGGAGAGCAACUUCCCCCAUGCCACUGAUAAGACCCUGCUGGCCAAGUUUAAGCAGCAGCACCAGGAGAAUAAGUACUUUGUGCCCACGUCUGUGAUGGAGCCUGCCUUUGUCAUCCACCACUUUGCUGGGAAAGUCAAAUACCAGAUCAAGGACUUCCGGGAGAAGAAUACGGACCACAUGCGUCCGGACAUUGUGGCUCUACUGCGCAGCAGUGACCGGGCCUACGUGCGUCAGCUGAUCGGGAUGGACCCUGUGGCCAUGUUCCGCUGGGGCAUCCUGCGAGCCACCAUCAGGGGAAUGGCUGCCUUCAACGAGGCUGGACGCCGCUGGGCCGUCAAGACCGCAGGUGUGCAGCGCCCCACUUCCAGGACUCCUUUGGGGGAGCUGCAGAGGUCCAACACGCCUGUAGAAAGGAUGUACCGGAAAAACAAGAACGCGAAGCAGAAACAGAUCAUACCCAAGAGCCUGCUGGACUCUCGCUCGCUGAAGUUCAUUGUCGGUCGGACCAUCCACGACCGCUCCACCAAGUCUCUGCAUCACCUCAACAAGAAGAAGAAGACCCCCAGCAUCAGCGCUCAGUUCCAGACCUCUCUGACAAAGCUGCUGGAGAAUCUGGGCAGAGCAGAGCCCUUCUUCGUCCGCUGUAUUCGCUCCAACUCUGAGAAGAAGGAGAUGUGUCUGAAUGAGACCCUGGUGCUGCAGCAGCUGCGCUACACAGGCAUGCUGGAGACGGUUCGCAUCCGAAGGUCUGGCUAUGGAGCCAAGUACACCUUCCAGGAAUUCAUCGAGCAAUUCCGAGUGCUUCUGCCCAAAAACGCCACACCCUCCAAGCCAGAGGACAUCUCAGCCUUGUUCCAGAGGAUGAAUCUAGACCACACCACCUACCAGAUAGGCAAAACCAAGGUUUACCUGAAGGAACUAGAGCGUCAGCAGCUGCAGGACACGCUGCACAAGGACGUGAUGCGGAAGAUCAUUUUCCUGCAGCGCUGGUUCAGGGCGCGCCUGGAGAGGAGGUGGUACUUGGAGAUGAGACAGGCGGCCAUCUUGAUCCAGCGUGCAUGGCGUAGGCAACAAAAGGAGAGACGGUGUCAGGCAGCCACGCUGAUUCAGGCCGUUUGGAGGGGCUCUAGACAGAGAUCACAGUACCUCCGCAGGCGGACCAGCAUCAAGAAGAUACAGGCUCUGGCCAGAGGACACUCAGCACGGAGGAGGUGCCAUUCAAUACGGGAGGACAGGAGGAAAAAGGAGGAUGAGGAAGAGGAGGCCAGGAGGGAGGAAGCUGCAGCUAGGCUAGUGAGAGAGGCAGAGGAGGCAACCCGACUGGAAAUGGAUGCAGAGGAAGAGGCGUUCAGGAGAAAGAAAGAGGCAGAGUGGGAGGCCGCGGAGAGGAGGACGAGGGAGAAUGAAGAGGAAAGGCUGAGGCAGGCAGAAAGCGUCAAUGAGGAACCUGAGACAGAGGAGGAACCAGAGGCACUGGUGGCAGCUGAAAGGACUCUAGAUGAGAGCCGACAUUGGGACAAAGUGCCUGUCCAGGACAAGGAGGAGCAGAAGGAGGAAGUGGAAGAUGGAGAAGCUGCAGCUAGUUCACCUUCUGAGAAGGUGGAAAAGGGGAAUGCCUCUGCAGUCUCCCAGCCUGAUAAGGGCAACAGUACACAGGCUGAGGCUGGGCCCCAGCUGGAGGAGGAGAGCCAGGCUGUGGAGGAACAGGAGCAAGCCCACUCCGAGGAUCCCGAGGAGGAGGGGACCACAGAGGCAGCUGCCCCCCACUCACCAGAGAGACACAAGGGGGCUCAGGCGGCUGCGGAGGCUUCCCCCUCCACAGACCCCCAGUCGGGGCAGAAGAAGCUACGAGCUCCCCCCCUCCACAAGGUCACAGCCUCCAGGAGCCAGGAGAAGAGGGAGCUUCGGCGCCAGCGGGGCCUGGAGCACAGCCAGAGAGAGAGUAAGCGGGUCGCCUCGGCAGCCACCAAGGAGGAGCCAGCCCCUAAGGUCAUAGAUCAGGAGGCAGCCAGCCGAGCCGAGGGAAAGCCAAAAGGCCGGCCGGAGCGGACAGACAGCAAGGAGAUGGACCAGUACACCUUUGUAGCCUGGAAGAAGGAAGCCAAAGCCACCACCCCUGCUCCUAUACGCCCCAGCACCUUACCCCUGAACCCCCCUGAGCUAAUGGCUAACAGGAACGGCCAUGAGGUCCUGGGUCCAGGCAACCUGAUUCGCUACAGCCAACAGGACGCCAUGAAGGAGAAGGCAGAGAAAUGGAAGGAGAGGAAGAUUGAUGUACAACAACCAGAGAGUACCAGUCCUCCUGAGGCCCACAGCAAGGACAGGAUAAAAAAAUAUUCACAGAGUGUUGGAAACUCGUCAUCUUUUGAUGCUAUGUCUCCUGGAUCGACUGGUGCUACGUCAAACAGAGAGUCUCUUACAGAGGAUGGGUCAAAGGGCAGCAUGAAGAGGAGGUCCCAUGACACAUCAGGCCACCAGGACACUGUCCAUACUCAUCCUUCCACUCCAGAGAAACCCUCAGGGUUCCUGAGGAAGAUCCUGAAGAAACGUCCCCAUAAGGAGCCUCAGACCCCUGACGAUGUAGAACUGACCAUGGCCCAGGCCCUGAUCGAACGAGGAGAAGACCCGGCUAGUGGAGGCCGGGCGGUGAGCCGGAACCCCACCAUCAAGAUCAGCCGGGCCACGCGGGUCUCAGAGCAGUGGAACGCUUCACUGGACCGGGAGAUUACCAACGCCAAUGAGCUCCGACACCUGGAUGAGUUCCUGGGGAAUCAGGUGAAUGACUUCCGCUCCAGGGGGAAGCAGUUGUCGGCAACCGAGCACAUCUUCGUCACAGCCACCAUGCAGUUCAGAGAGACCAUCAAGGGAAUGUACUCUCUCCCAAAACCCCACAUUGGCUACAACGGUCUGAUGCGUGGCUACCAGAACAAGGUGAUCAGCCUGGCCGGAGACAAGCAGAAGGGUGAGGUGCAGCUGGUGGUCAACCUCUUUCAGUCUGUCCUGGACGGCUUCAUACGGGGAGAGAUCAAGAAGGAGGAGGCAGAACCAGCAAAGCCUGAUAAAACUCGGAAGAAGAGGCGCAAAAAAUACAAGAGUAUGGAGAACCCUUUGGACCAUGUGUUCAGCACGUACCAGGUUAACAUCAUGCAGUCCUGUGACCAGUGCAGCUCCUAUAUCUGGGGCAUGGAGAAAGCCUGCAUGUGUAGCUAUUGCAAGAUGGUGUGCCACAAGAAGUGCCUCUGCAAAAUUGUCACAGACUGCUCCACGUUUUGUGUCAAAAAGAGUGAUGAGGAGUCUGGAGGCCUGCACUUUGGGGUGCGAGUCUGUCACCUGACCAGCGACAAGAACACUGUUCCCAUGGUGCUGGAGAUGAUGCUGGAGCACGUGGAGAUGAACGGCCUGUACACGGAGGGGAUCUACCGCAAGUCUGGCUCUGCCAACCGCAUGAAGGAGCUCCACCAGCUAAUGGAGACUGACCCCCACGCUGUGUGCCUGGAGGACUACCCCAUCCACACAGUGACAGGGCUGGUCAAACAGUGGCUGAGGGAGCUGCCUGACCCUCUCAUGACCUUCAUUCAUUACAAUGACUUCCUUCGGGCCGUAGAACAUCCUGAAAAGCAAGAACAGCUACAUGCCAUCUACAAAGUGUUGGAACAACUCCCCACCGCAUGCUUCAACACCUUGGAAAGGCUCGUCUUCCAUCUAGUCAGAGUGUCUAAGGAAGAGUCUCAUAACCGCAUGUCUCCCAACUCCCUGGCCAUCGUGUUUGCCCCCUGCAUCCUCCGCUGUCCAGACAGCGCCGACCCACUCAUGAGCAUGAGGGACGUGGCCAAGACCACCACGUGUGUGGAGAUGCUGAUCAACGAGCAGAUCCGAAGCUACAACGAGAAGAUGGAAGAGAUUGAACAGCUGGAGUAUGCUGAGGCUCUGGCCGUCAACCAGCUCAAACUCAAGAGGCAGAACACGCUGUACUGGCAUUUGCCCCUCAGGUUUUCUGCUCCGUACAAAGGAGUGGUGGUGCAUGAGAAAGAGUGCUCUGACCUGACGGUGGUCCCUGGGAACGAUGUGCCGCUGGACUCCGAUACGGAGGCUGAGAAGAACCUGAUGGCGCGCAUCAAGUCCAUCAAACAGGAGAAGGAGGAACUAGCCUACAGACUGCCAGAGCUGGAGCAGCCUGGUUCAGACCAGGAGAACCUGGAUUCUGAGGCGUCGGUGAGCUCUGAGAGCCUGCUGGACGAGCGCUGCCUCAACUCUGAGCCCGAAGGUCUGGACAAGCUGGUGGUGGUGCAUUUAAAGAGGGUGGCAGAGGUCUGCUCUCUAGCAGGCCAAGCUGACCUGGCCCAGAGACCUAAGGCCCCAGGGGGCGUUCCUCUCUCUGCAACCUAGUCUCCUCUGGCUACAACGCCAUCGCCCCAUCAUCCCCGGCACGGUAAAGCUGCCGCCGGGCAUCCACUCGCAGCCCCCCGUUGCAGGCCCUCAACCCCUCCUGCCAGCCAUGGCUUCAGCCUGAUCAAGAGGCGGAAGCAGCCCACCCGACGCAAAGACGGCACCCAGUCCCUGUACAUCAGUCCAGACAAAGACCUGUUCCCCUCUCCCGUCUCCUCCCUCUCUAGCGCCACCCCACAAAGUCUCCAGACCACCAGCAAGGCCCUCAGACGCUUCUCAGACCCCGACAUCCCCUAUAGUGACCCGGCCUGACACAGACAGGAGGCAGAAUAGAACUCGAUACAGAACUGGAUAUCUAUGGUGGGCCCCCCUCAGUCAGGAGCGGCUUGGAGGAUACAGUAUGGAGUCUGUUAUUGUCGCUGUUGCCAUGGACACGGAUCAUGGAUGUGUGUUUAUAUACUUGUGACUUAUGCCUGAUAAUAACAGGAUGUGUCACCAAGCACUUUUUCUACACUUAAUAUAUUGUUGUAGUUUUUUUAAGAGACAAAUUAAAUCAAGUUUGCGCGGCCGCAUGGACUCUAUGGACAAAUGUUUUCUUUUUUAAAUACUUAGUUUUCAUGAGGAAAAACUGCAGUUUAUUGCACAUUUUCCAUUCCAAGGUCUCCUUAUGAGAAGACCCAAACAGUUCGCUCAAUGUAAAGUCAAUAGUGCCUUGAUUUGCACAUUGUCAGUGUACAAAUUCUUUGGUAAUUUCUUCUUUUAAUAUUCGAUGAGGGGGGGGUUGUGUAUCUUUGUAUGAUACUCUUGUGCUGAUUCAAAGAAAUUGUACCAACUCAAGACAUGCUCGAACGAGGACCAAAACACUUGUGAUCAAGUUAUGGUGCCUUGAACAGCCUUCUCGUUGGAAAUGGAUUAACGCCACGUUCUUCCCUCUCCCACCAUUUCCUCCCUGUAUAGGAACUGCUUUCACUUGUCAAAGGGAAAAUGGGAGCAGCACUAGCCACUUUCCUCCUGGAUGAAAACCGCUAACCCUUGUCAAGGUCUGCAUGCUAUGUCUUAUAAAUGGACCUUUUUUAGAUUCUACUUUCUGUAAUGUUUCUGCAGCUACAUACAUAUGGCUUCAGUCAACUGUACUGUACCUGCCACUAUGUCAAUCGGCGGGUCAGGAUCACUAUCGACUACAGAGGACCCUCUCUUCAAAAGUUGUUUGACAUGUAAUACUAAUGAGUGAUUCCUCAUGGAACCAGACGAAAAAAAAUACCAUGAUUUGGGGGGUUUUCACAAUGUAAUCUAUGGAAUAGUCCUUUGGAGGAAGGAUUGUCAUAUUUGACAUUUUGUAUCUUAAAGCAUAAUUGAGAAAUAAUGAAUCAAAGUUGGCAUAUGUAUGUCAUUUUGGACCUCACCUAGGCCUCCUUUUAAGGCUCCAUGAUGUUUCAUCUGUAGAUGCGAAAGCAAAGAUUGGUGUCAUAUGAAAGCUUUACCUCUUGCUCUGUAAUAUGAGUAGUAUUUUAAUUUCAAUUAAAAAAAAAAAAAAAUUUACAUUAAUUGAUGAAUAUUGACAAAUAUAAAUUGAAUAUUGAACAUUUAGAUUUUGAUUUGGCCUAUUUUUCAAUAUAUUGUUGAACAUAAUAUACUUCAAAGUUCAAGAGUGGGAUCUCUGCUAGUUUAAGUUAGGGCCCAUUUUUAUCCAGAGAAAUUGGCGUAGUAGGCAUUGUAGCCAAUCACAGCCCUCCUUUUACUUAUAUCAUUGCACACCCUGAAAAUCACCAGCAGGAAUCCAUUGUCACAUUCACUCUACUCUGUUGGUAAUGCUUACAAAUUGGAUCAUCACUCUAAAAGUAGCAGGCACCCCAGUCUGGAACUUUGAUAUGCCCGCAGAGUAUAUUAUGUUCAACAAUAUAUGUAUCGAUAGCAAUUAUUCUAAUCUAUCAUUGCAUAAUAAUCACCGCUCUAUCGGACAUAGCAUCUGAAACAUCGCAUUUAAAACAAGAUUCUUGUUCGUACACAAUUCUUUUUUUUCUUUUUACAUUUGAGCUAUUGCUCUGGGUAGGAAAUAGUCAAUGUGUUAGCACAGAACGAUAGCCUAGCUCCUUCUGCAUCGCUAGAGCUAUUGCUUGAGCUAAUAGACGCUUGAGGGACCUGUAAUAUGAGUCUAAUGCAUUAUCAAAUGGCUCUUUCUAGUGUGUAGAGGAGAAUCAACCCAAUCGACCAAGCCAUUAUUAACGUGUCCAAAAUGUGAACCUGAACUGAUCAUUUGGGUACCUGUUUGGGGUUAUUAGUAGGACCCCAGAGCAAAGCGUUAAAGCUUCAUAUGACACUAAUUGUUGUUUUGUAGCAUCUACAGAUUCAACAUUAUGGAGUGAGGACAAAAUGUCAGAAAUAUGCCAGUAAUACUUCCUCCAAUGGAUUACAUUUUGUGAGGGGGGGGGGGGGGGGUGGUGUCUGGGUUUCGUGAGGAAUCACUCUGUCCUUCUGACUGCUGUUUGAUGUUGUGUGCCUGUGUACUGAGAAUGCCAAUUGGGAAUGUCUGGGAUUGAAUGGUGUGAAUUGAAUGAUGUGAGCUGUAAUGAAUAUUAACAGGACAAUACAGUACAUGCUUGUA